Molecule: messenger RNA, 1863 nt
Organism: Abrus precatorius (Indian licorice)
Lineage: Eukaryota; Viridiplantae; Streptophyta; Magnoliopsida; Fabales; Fabaceae
Product: catalase-4-like
Exons: 8
Coding region: 111-1589 (492 amino acids)
Biological process (GO): hydrogen peroxide catabolic process; response to hydrogen peroxide
Cellular component (GO): cytoplasm; plasma membrane; peroxisome
Molecular function (GO): heme binding; catalase activity
Source: RefSeq, a predicted model, not a curated record
GAAAAGCCUGGCUGUAUAAAAUCGUGGGCGUAGACUUUGUGAUUGCCGAACUGAAAAUAAUUUCUAUAUCUUCUCCUCUCACUUCGUUUCAUCUGCGGAGCCAGGAAGCGAUGGAUCCCUACAAGCAUCGCCCAUCCAGCGCCUUCAAUUCUUCCUUCUGGACUACUAAUUCCGGUGCUCCUGUCUGGAACAAUAACUCAUCACUGACUCUCGGAUCUAGAGGUCCAAUUCUUCUUGAAGACUAUCAUGUUGUGGAGAAGCUUGCACAGUUUGACAGGGAAAGGAUCCCUGAACGUGUUGUCCAUGCCAGGGGAGCAAGUGCAAAGGGUUUCUUUGAAGUCACGCAUGACAUUUCUCACCUCACCUGUGCUGAUUUCCUUCGCGCUCCCGGAGUUCAGACCCCUGUCAUUGUCCGUUUCUCCACUGUUAUCCACGAGCGUGGCAGCCCUGAAACCUUGAGGGAUCCUCGAGGUUUCGCUGUCAAAUUUUACACCAGAGAGGGGAACUUCGACCUUGUGGGAAACAACUUGCCAGUCUUCUUCGUUCGUGAUGGCAUGAAGUUUCCCGAUAUGGUCCAUGCUCUAAAGCCCAAUCCCAAGUCCCACAUCCAGGAGAAUUGGAGGAUCCUUGAUUUCUUCUCCCACCAUCCCGAAAGCCUUCACAUGUUCACCUUCUUAUUUGAUGAUCUAGGUGUCCCCCAAGAUUACAGGCAUAUGGAUGGUUUUGGUGUUAACACCUACACCCUUAUCAACAAGGAUGGGAAAGUACACUAUGUCAAAUUUCAUUGGAAAACCACUUCUGGUGUGAAGUGUCUGUUGGAAGAGGAGGCCAUUAGGGUUGGAGGAUCCAACCACAGCCACGCCACCCAAGACCUUUAUGAUUCAAUUGCUGCUGGAAGCUAUCCUGAGUGGAAACUUUACGUCCAAACAAUGGAUCCUGAUCAUGAAGACAGAUUUGACUUUGACCCGCUUGAUGUAACUAAGACUUGGCCUGAAGACAUUUUGCCCCUGCAGCCAGUUGGCCGCAUGGUCUUGAAUAAGAACAUAGAUAACUUCUUUGCUGAGAAUGAACAAGUUGCAUUUUGCCCUGGCAUUGUGGUACCUGGUGUAUACUACUCAGACGAUAAAAUGCUUCAGACCCGAAUAUUCUCCUAUUCUGAUAGUCAGAGACACAGACUUGGACCAAAUUAUCUGCAGCUUCCUGUUAAUGCUCCCAAGUGUGCCUAUCACAACAAUCACCAUGAAGGUUUCAUGAAUUUCAUGCACAGGGAUGAAGAGGUGAAUUACUUCCCUUCAAGGUAUGACACUGUUCGUCAUGCAGAAAGGUUCCCCAUUCCUCCUCGAAGCUUUAAUGGGAAGCGUGAAAAGUGCAUGAUUGAGAAGGAGAACAACUUCAAGCAACCUGGAGAGAGAUUCCGAACCUGGGCCCCUGACAGGCAAGAAAGAUUUAUCCGCCGAUGGGUCGAGGCUUUAUCUGAUCCCCGUGUCACCCAUGAAAUCCGCAGCAUCUGGAUAUCAUACUGGUCUCAGGCUGACCGUUCUCUUGGUCAAAAGAUAGCAUCGCACCUGAACUUGAAGCCAAGCUUCUAAGAUUAGUUGUCGCAACCGUGCAAAUGUACGACCGGUGAAAAGUCUCUGGCAUUGUAUCAGUUUGAAAGGAUUGGUCCUUCUUCUAUUACAGUGUUGUAUAUUGCUUAUCUCAUGAAUUCAACUGCCUGACUUGUCUCAACCUAAAUAAUAUAUGUCCAAUUGUCCAUCGUGAUAAGGAUGAAGAUAUGGACUUUCUAUGAAUCCAUUAUUCUCUGUUCACCUACCAUUUAGUUUUCAUUUAUAUUUCAAAUAAACUUUAUUCUAUCAUUUUAUC